GCGUAAUGCCAGGCACUUCGUCCCCUGUCUCUUUAGGAUCUUCCGAGCCACCGAUGUCCUUUCAGUUUGUCAACCUCACAGAUCCUAGUGAUACCAAGGAUCAAAAGGUUCGACGAGCUAUUCGAAGCCAUGUCACGAAGCAACAACAUCAGAGAGCAGAACAACUUGCAGCAGCUCGAAGAUCAAAUAGUGAUCCGCAGUUGCUUGGUACAUCAUCAGCACAAAUUCCACAAGGUCGGGCGCAUUCGGCGUCUUACCCUGUGUCAAGACCUACUUCCUCGGACCAGCACAGCCCAAUAUCUCCGACCAGCAGCUCUGACGUAUCUUCGUUUUCAUCGACACCUCAGUACCCCAUGAUAGACGUAUCACAGGUCUACCCAGCUCAGUGGCUUCCCUAUCUCAAUCAGAUUCUGGAGAACUACAUGGCUAUUCAAGCCAUGAACGGGAACCUUUCGACCAAGGAUUCCAUGAUUGCAACCAUGGCAACCAUGGCCCAGUAUGAGGCCUUCUGGAGGGAUGCAGAUGCAUUCUCGACGCACAUGAGUGGUCUACGGCAGUUUGUUGAGAUGCGCGGUGGACUCUCGGCAUUAGGACUAGAUGGGUUCCUCGAAAGGAUGUUAGUAGCCAUCGAUCUCGACUUGGCUAGAACUACUGGGCACGAGCGAUUGUUUGCUUCGAGCCGACAAUUCCUCCGUCGGCAAGGAUCGGACGGC
Messenger RNA from Aureobasidium musti, 713 nucleotides. Lineage: Eukaryota; Fungi; Ascomycota; Dothideomycetes; Dothideales; Saccotheciaceae. The record is from the annotation of a GenBank genome assembly.